This is a messenger RNA of Anolis sagrei ordinatus, 2756 nucleotides long. RefSeq names its product leucine rich repeat containing 4B (gene LRRC4B). The record is from RefSeq and is a predicted model, not a curated record. Lineage: Eukaryota; Metazoa; Chordata; Lepidosauria; Squamata; Anolidae. Gene Ontology annotation, cellular component: postsynaptic density membrane; glutamatergic synapse; plasma membrane. Gene Ontology annotation, biological process: positive regulation of synapse assembly; regulation of postsynaptic density assembly; synaptic membrane adhesion. Gene Ontology annotation, molecular function: signaling receptor binding.
CUUGCCUCUCCUUUUGAGCACCUCCAGCGUUGGCUUCUCCUCCUUUUCCUCCAUCCUCAAGGCGCCUUCCCAGAUCGCCCACCCAUCCUUUGCCAGCCUUUCUCUCUUUUCAGUCCCAAUCUUUCCUUCUCUCUCGCGUCUCCCUCCCUCCUUUCCUCCCUCCCUCCUUUCCCUAAACCGCCCACUAUUAGUAUUCCACUCGCGUCCCCGCUGCUCGCAGGAGCGCUUUUGCUGCAGCGCUCUCGGCGCCGUUGGUUGGCUGGCUCUUUGGCUGGCUGGCUACCGCUGGGGUCGCCUUCUUCGCCUUCAUCCUCCUCCUCCUCUUUGCCAUCCUUUGCCAGCCGCCGGCUCGGGUCGGAGCCAAGAAGACCGACCCAGGAGGAGGAGAAGGGCUGGGCUGCUGGGCCGAGGUGGUGCUCUCCUCUUCCUCUUCCUCCUCCUCCUCUCCUUCUUCACCAUUUCUUCCUCCUCUUCUUCUUCUCCAUCCUCUUCUUCCUCAUCCCCACGCUCCUCCUCCUCCUCUCCGCCAAAGGCCUGGAUGAAGCCCCAGCGUUGAAGGAGGGAAGAGAGAGAGAGAGAGAAAAUAAUAAAAGGGGGAAGAGGGAGGAAAAAAAAAAAAGGAAAGAGGAUGCUGCCUCCACGACGACCCCCGUUUGGUUUCUAAAGACCUGAGUGCUCACCCUGCUGUUCACUGAAGCAUGAGCAUUGGACAUGGCCAUCCGCCGCUGCACUCGCAAGCCUUUGCUGGCACCUGGAAUCUCUAGAAUGGUUUGGAAGCAUCUCAUCCUCUUCUUCCUUUGGCUGCCACCGCUUGUUUUGGGUGGAGCCUCCCCAACCUCUUGCCCAGCUGCUUGUUCCUGCAGCAAUCAAGCCAGCCGGGUCAUCUGUACACGCCGGGAACUGGUGGAAGUGCCGGAGAGCAUUUCUAUCAACACACGGUACCUCAACUUGCAGGAGAACAAUAUCCAGGUCAUCAAGACAGACACUUUCAAGCACCUUCGUCAUCUUGAAAUUUUGCAGCUCAGCAAGAACCUUAUCCGUAAGAUUGAGGUUGGCGCCUUCAAUGGCUUGCCCAAUCUCAACACGCUGGAGCUCUUUGACAACCGGCUGACCACUGUCCCCACACAGGCCUUUGAGUACCUCUCCAAGUUGCGGGAGCUGUGGCUGAGGAAUAACCCAAUUGAAAGCAUCCCUUCUUAUGCCUUCAACAGAGUCCCUUCCUUGCGCCGCCUGGAUCUUGGAGAGCUCAAGAAGCUGGAGUACAUCUCAGAGGCAGCCUUUGAAGGCUUGGUCAACCUGCGCUACCUGAACUUGGGCAUGUGCAACCUUAAGGACAUCCCAAAUUUGACGGCCUUAGUAAGGCUGGAGGAGCUGGAGCUGUCUGGGAAUCGCCUGGACAUGAUCCGGCCAGGCUCUUUCCAAGGACUAACCAGCCUUCGUAAAUUAUGGUUGAUGCAUGCCCAGGUGGCCACCAUUGAACGCAAUGCCUUCGAUGACCUCAAGUCUUUGGAGGAGCUCAAUCUCUCCCACAAUAAUUUGAUGUCUUUGCCACAUGAUCUCUUCACCCCUUUACACCGCCUGGAGCGUGUCCACCUCAACCAUAACCCUUGGCAUUGCAAUUGCGAUGUGCUGUGGCUCAGUUGGUGGCUCAAGGAGACAGUGCCCAACAACACCACCUGCUGCGCCCGGUGCCAUGCCCCGCCAAACCUCAAAGGGCGGUAUAUUGGAGAGCUGGAUCAAAGCCAUUUCACUUGCUAUGCCCCAGUUAUAGUAGAGCCUCCCACUGACCUUAAUGUGACUGAGGGGAUGGCGGCUGAGCUGAAAUGCCGGACAGGGACCUCCAUGACAUCAGUCAAUUGGCUGACGCCAAAUGGAACGCUGAUGACUCACGGUUCCUAUCGGGUCCGCAUCUCUGUCCUCCAUGAUGGCACGCUCAACUUUACCAAUGUUACUGUCCAGGACACAGGACAAUACACCUGCAUGGUGACCAAUUCAGCUGGCAACACGACUGCUUCAGCUACGCUCAAUGUCUCAGCUGUGGAUCCAGCCACCACAGGGUACACAUACUUUACCACAGUGACUGUGGAAACCAUGGAUUCAAGUCCAGAAGAAUCUGUUCCCACCAAGAAAGAACCUGGGCCAACCCCAUCGCAAGGUUGGGGCAUGACCUACUCCACCACUUCGCUAACCCCACGCAGUACCCGUAGCACCGAGAAACCAUUCACCAUCCCAAUCACUGAUGUAACUGAGAGUGGCAUGAAAGACUUGGACGACGUCAUGAAAACCACCAAGAUCAUCAUUGGCUGCUUUGUGGCCAUCACCUUCAUGGCUGCCGUGAUGCUGAUUGUUUUCUACAAGCUCCGAAAACAGCACCAGCUGCACAAGCACCAUGGGCCCACGCGGACCAUUGAGAUCAUCAAUGUGGAGGAUGAGCUGCCUGCCGCAGCUGGGGGGCCUGGCGACAGCCACUUGGCCCUUCCUGCCAUCGAGCAUGACCACCUCAAUCACUAUGCUGCUUUCAAGGCCCACUACAACAACAACAGUGGUGGUGGGCCACUCACCUGUGGCUCCAAGAACCCCAUGCUCAAUUCCAUCCAUGAACCUCUCUUGUUCAAGAGCAGCUCGAAAGAGAAUGUCCAAGAGACACAGAUAUGACGACCAACAGACCCAGGCAACGGGGAAUACUUACAUGGUGGGAGGGUGGUGGUGAAUCCGUCCAUGCAGUGGCGGAAAUGUUGAGGAAAAGCUCCUCCUUC